AUGGAUGGAUUCAAGACAACGCAUGCAGAUGUAGUCGUCCUUGCUGCAACAAAUAGAAUUGAUGCUCUUGAUCCAGCUCUUCUUAGACCCGGUCGAUUUGAUAGAAUAGUUCAUGUUCCUUUACCUGAUCGUAAAGCAAGAGAAGCAAUCUUGCUGCACUAUCUAAAAAAAGUUCCUCUCUCUGCUGCUGCUGCUGCUGCAGCAGCAGCAGCAGAUGGGGAGGAGGUAGAGGAUGAUAAUAAUGUAACAGCAACAGCAGCAGCAGGAGGUGCAACAGGAGGUGCAGCAGCAGGAACAGCAGCAGCAGCAGCAAAACCCUUGCAAGAAGGGAAAGAGAUAAAAGGAGACACAAAAGGAGACAAUAAAAAGAAAACCCUAAACCCUACAACACAAACCCUCGAUAGAAAACGUCGCAGCAGCAGCAGGACAAACAACGUUCUGAGCCCCCCUCUCAGCAGCAACAGCAGCAACAGCAGCAGCAGCAGCAGCAACAACAACAACGACAACAGCAGCAGCAGCAGCAGCAGCAGGGACAAGGAUAUACAUAAAGCUGUAGCUAGCCAGCUAGCUAAAUUAACCCCUGGCUUCUCUGGUGCUGAAUUAGAGAAUCUUGUUAAUGAGGCAGCUAUACUAGCUGUUCGAUCCAAUAAAUCUUAUUUAUCUAUAAAAGAGUUAAUAGAUGCUCGUGAUAAAUUAGCCCUUGGUCCCCCUAAACCCUCUCUUCUUCUUUCUUCUUUUAUUAAGAGACAAACAGCAACACAUGAGGCAGGACAUGCAGUUGUUGCUUUCUUCCUACAACCCCAUGCAGACCCUAUACAUAAAGCUACUAUUAUUAGUAGAGGAAAUGCAUUAGGUCUUGUUGAACAAUUACCAGUAGAGGAUCGUUAUGGUUUAUCUUAUGCAGCCUUAUUUGCCCGUUUAUGUGUAUGCAUGGGGGGAAGAGCAGCAGAGAUAAUAGGUUAUGGUUAUUCAGGUGUAUCUACAGGUGCAGCAGCAGACAUAACAGCAGCAACAAGGAUAGCAUUCAAUAUGAUUAUUAAAUGGGGAAUGAAUACACAAUUAGGUCCUCUUUCUUAUCUUCCUCAUCAUAGAUAUCAUCUUAUUAGUAAUAAAACCGCCAGGCUUAUUGAUCUAGAGGUUCAAUCAUUAGUAUUACGUGCUCAGAAGACAGCAGAGAAGAUAUUACGUAAUAAUUGGGGAAGUGUUUGUUUAUUAAUAAAAGAAUUAUUAAUUAAGGAAACAUUAACAGGAGAAGAAAUAAAUAAAUUAAUAGACCCUAAAGGAAUAAUUAUUAAUAAAAUUAUUCAUACUAAUCUAUUUAAUACUAUUAAGGCACACACUACUACUUCUUAUAGAUGGGGGCCCCUAUUGGGGGCCCCUCUUGCAUGGAUUAAGGCUUUAUGGUAUAGAUUUAGACCUUAUAAUUAUCUUGAUGGAGAAGGAGGGGGGCCCCCUUAUGGUGCGGGGGCCCUACUUGGAGGAGGGGGCCCUGACGUAGCAGAAGGGAAGGGGGCCCCUGAUGCGGGGAAAUCAGAGAUAGAGGCACAGGAGGGGCCCCUAGACGAGGGAACAGGGGGCCCCCAACAGGGGGAAGGAGGACCCUCACAGAUGCUGGUAGAGGAGGAGGGGGCCCUAGGGAAGUUGGGGGAUCUUGAGGAAGGGGGGCCCCUAUAUGAGGGGGCCCCCAUUGAGGGGCAGCAACAGCUGGUAGGGGGGCCCCUGUGGUGGCGCAGCAGCACUGCAGCAGCAGUAACAGCAGCAGCAAAUGAGGAGACACUUAAGGCUGUUAAGGAGGCAAUGGCACUACUAAGAGACAGACAUGCUGCACGACGCAUGCAGCAGCAGCAGAAGCAGCAGCAGCAAAUGCAGCAACUGCAGGAGGACGAGCAGCAGCAGCAGAAGCAGCAGCAGCAAAUACAGCAACUGCAGGAGGACGAGCAGCAGCAGCAGAAGCAGCAGCAGCAACUGCAAGAGGACGAGCAGCAGCAGCAGAAGCAGCAGCAGCAACUGCAGCAACUGCAGGAGGACGAGCAGCAGCAGCAGCAGCAACAAGUGGAGCAGGAGCAGGAACAGCAGCAACAGCAGCAGCAACUGCAGCAACUGCAGGAGGACGAGCAGCAGCAGCAGCAGCGCAGCAGCAGCAGCAGCAACACGAGCAGCAGCAGCAUCCCAGAGGAGCCUCCUACUGGCGGUUUAGGGCCACAGCUCAAUUAA
Molecule: messenger RNA, 2214 nt
Organism: Eimeria maxima
Lineage: Eukaryota; Apicomplexa; Conoidasida; Eucoccidiorida; Eimeriidae
Product: cell division protein, putative
Exons: 5
Coding region: 1-2214 (737 amino acids)
Biological process (GO): protein catabolic process; proteolysis
Cellular component (GO): plasma membrane
Molecular function (GO): ATP binding; metalloendopeptidase activity; ATP-dependent peptidase activity
Source: RefSeq, a predicted model, not a curated record